Messenger RNA from Artibeus jamaicensis (Jamaican fruit-eating bat), 852 nucleotides. It is a transcript of the gene CFAP77, whose product is annotated as cilia and flagella associated protein 77. The transcript is spliced from 6 exons. Bases 1 to 852 code for a protein of 283 amino acids. The record is from RefSeq and is a predicted model, not a curated record. Lineage: Eukaryota; Metazoa; Chordata; Mammalia; Chiroptera; Phyllostomidae.
AUGCCAGAGGUCAAGGGCUCCCGCCAGGAUCUCAUGCCAUGGAAGAAGAAGCAGCCGGUGCACCGCACCGUCAGCCAGAUCUGCCCACCCCCACGACGGCCCCUGACCGUAGCAGACAUCCGGCCGGGCAUGCAGAACGAGAGGCUGGGGGUCGUGCGCGAUUCCAUGUUUCAGAACCCGCUCAUUGUCAAGGCUGAGCUCGGGAAGCCCCGGGAGAGAAGCUGCAGCCUUCCUGGCAUUGACUUUAAUUACGGACUCUACACCCGGGGGCUGGAUGGAGGGGUCCCUGAAGCCAUUGGACACUGGAAUGAGUUCAAGCAGCAGCCCAUCUGUUCCCAAGAGCUGGCUCCGAAUUACAUCGCUAUGAACCGUGGGGCAGUGAAAGCUGGCCUGGUAACUGCCCGGGAGAAUUUCCUCUACCGUCAGCUCAACUUCGUCCGCAUCAGUGACAAGGACGAGCGGCGCUUCAAGAAGGAGCCGCCCUUUGUCCCUCCAAACAUGACGUUCGGCAUCCGGGCACGGCCUUCCACGCCCCUCUUCGACCUGCUGCAGCACCGCUACCAGCAGCUGUGGGUGCAGGAGCAGAAGGCCGCCCAGAAAGCCAUCAAACUGGAGAAGAAGCACAAGAUGGUCCUUGGGAAGCUCUACGAGACCCGGAGCAGCCAGCUGAGGAAGUACAAGCCGCCCGUGAAGCUGGACGCCCUCUGGCACAUGCCUCACUUCCAGAAGGUGGGCCCCCACCUGGACACCUUCCCCACCGAGGCCGAUCGCCAGAACGCUUUCAAAGCCCACCGGCAAGAGCGGGCCGUGCGCCAGGGGACCCUGCGCAUGGGCAACUACACCCACCCCUGA